Adineta steineri is the source of this 2130-nucleotide messenger RNA. NCBI's taxonomy places the organism in Eukaryota, Metazoa, Rotifera, Eurotatoria, Adinetida, Adinetidae. The record is from the annotation of a GenBank genome assembly.
AUGUUACCAGCUGGAUUAACAAAAAAACGCGCCACGCAAUCCGUCACCAACCGACAAACAACUGCAUCUUGCCUGACACAAGCACUCGGUGCUGCCAAAGGUUCCAUCAACGUCACCGGUAUUGGCAGUGCAGCAGCAACUACUACCAAAGGUCGACGUCGCCGUCGCGACGUUCAAUGCGACAAAACAGAUCGUCCAGGAGUUGCUAUCAUCCUUGACGUAGGAUUGGAUUAUCCAUCAACUUUACCAUGCCAAAAGUUGUCCUGUCAAGUCGAUACGUUUACUGAUAUCCACCAAAAAUUCAAUAGUGUCACCGAUGUUAGUCUCACCGCAGACGAUGGAAGCACCUUGUCUGUACAGCUAUGCCACGUGGAAUCUCAUACUGAUGGCAUAAAUAACGAUCCUCAAGGUUCCAAUGGUGUUGUUAUCCCUGUAUGCACAAAUGGCUGCGACAAUGGUGGCACAUGUACAGCUCCUGAUACAUGCAUAUGCGCAACUGGUUGGAGUGGUGCAACGUGUACAAACGAACCGACAACGUCAACAACAACGACAACGACAACCACAACCACGAAAGCAACAACGAAAACAAUCACGAAGACAACUACGAAAGCAACAACAAAAACAACCACAAAAGCAACUACGAAGACAACCACCAAAGCAACAACGAAAACAACAACAACGGAAUCCACAAUCACAACAGAGACAACGACCACUAGCGAAACGACAACAACUACGACUACUACUACUACCACAACAAUUACAACAACAACUACAACUACCACGACAACUGCGACUACUGCUAUAACAACAACUACAACUACGACUACUACCACCACAACAAAAAUAACUAGCACAACUACAACUACCACAACUACAACUACGACUACUACUAUAACAACGACAACUACAACAACUUCGACUACAACAACAACUACGACAACCACUACUACAACUACCACGACAAGUACUACCACAACAUCAACAACAACUACGUCUGCUACGAUAACAAUAACAACUACCACAACCACUACAACAAUAACGACUACAACUACAACUACAACAACAACAACAACAACCACCACAUCGACAAUAACUACCACAUCGACAACAACGACAACGACAACGACUACAACAACCACGUCGACAACAACUAUCACAUCGACAAUAACGACAACGACUAUAACAAUCACAUCGACAACAACGACAACAACAACUACGACAACAACUAUCACCACCACCACCACCACAACCACCACAACAAUAACAACGACUACAACUACGACUACCGCAACAACAACAACAACAACAACAACAACAACAACAACAACAACAACUACAACUACAACAACAACUACGACAACUACAACAACUACUACUAUACCUGUGUGUUCCCCAACCUGUCAAAAUGGCGGUACAUGUUCGGCAACGAAUACAUGCACAUGCACUACAAACUAUACCGGUUCGAUUUGUCAAACACCUGUGUGCACAUCGUCAUGCCAAAAUGGAGGAACAUGUGUGGCUCCAAAUACAUGCUUGUGUACUUCAAGUUACACUGAUUCGGUGUGCGGAACUCCUGUGUGUUCUCCAACCUGUCAGAACGGUGGUACAUGUUCAGCACCAAAUACAUGCACCUGCACUGCGACAUAUACUGGUUCGCUGUGUGCACAUCGUCCUGUGAAAAUGGAGGAACAUGUGUGGCUCCGAAUACAUGCCUGUGUACUUCAAGUUACACUGGCUCCAUAUGUCAAACACGAAAAAGCCUAUGAUUUAAACCGUCAGUUUUUUAAAAUGAUGCGUACUGCAAAAACGGUGUGCUCACCAUCCUGUGAAAAUGGAGGAACAUGUGUGGCUCCAAAUACAUGCUUGUGUACUUCAAGUUACACUGACUCGGUGUGCGGCACUCCUGUAUGCACAUCGUCAUGCCAAAAUGGAGGAACAUGUGUGGCUCCAAAUACAUGCUUGUGUACUUCAAGUUACACUGACUCAGUGUGCGGAACUCCUGUGUGUUCUCCAACCUGUCAGAACGGUGGUACAUGUUCAGCACCAAAUACAUGCACUAAACGACAACAACAACGACAACAACUACAACUACAACGACGACGACAACAACCACAACAACCACAACAGUAA